Messenger RNA from Pungitius pungitius (ninespine stickleback), 1931 nucleotides. Its product is annotated as ADP-ribosylation factor 4-like. The transcript has 6 exons. Gene Ontology annotation, cellular component: cytoplasm; plasma membrane. Gene Ontology annotation, biological process: intracellular protein transport; vesicle-mediated transport. Lineage: Eukaryota; Metazoa; Chordata; Actinopteri; Perciformes; Gasterosteidae. The coding region runs from base 119 to 661 and encodes 180 amino acids. Gene Ontology annotation, molecular function: GTP binding; GTPase activity. The record is from RefSeq and is a predicted model, not a curated record.
ACGUGGCACUCGUCAGUGCCCUAUAACCGGAUCAGUAUAAAGCUAAUACACGUCAGUUUUGCUGAGGUUAAUAUCAGUGCUUGUUUCUUACAAUAUAUUCAGACAUCAUCGAGCAAUUAUGGGGCUAACAAUCUCGUCGAUCUUUGAACGGAUGUUUGGCAAAAAGCAAAUGAGGAUUUUGAUGGUUGGGCUAGAUGCUGCCGGAAAAACAACUAUCUUGUACAAAUUGAAGCUUGGUGAAAUUGUGACCACCAUUCCAACCAUUGGUUUCAAUGUGGAGACUGUAGAAUAUAAAAAUAUCAGCUUCACUGUGUGGGAUGUGGGUGGCCAGGACAAGAUCAGACCCCUCUGGAGACAUUACUUCCAGAACACACAGGGCCUCAUCUUUGUGGUGGACAGCAAUGACAGAGAGAGAGUGGCAGAGUCUGCAGAGGAGCUCACAAAGAUGCUGAAUGAGGAUGAGUUGAAAGAUGCUGUGUUGCUGGUGUUUGCUAACAAACAGGACCUUCCCAAUGCCUUAACAGUCAACGAACUCACAGACAAACUUGGCCUGCAGACCCUCCGCCACAAAAAUUGGCAAAUUCAGUCUACCUGUGCUACCCAGGGUGCUGGGCUGUACGAGGGACUCGAAUGGCUAUCCAAAGAGUUAACCAAGAACUAAAGAAGGCUCAGACUGAGAGAUGAGGCUCAACUCCACAUGACCGCAGAGAAGGCACAGACAUUCAAUCCAGAAACAUUUGGUCUUUCAGAACCAAUGUUGACCAAAAGGACUAGGCUGGUGGACAAUGUAGAAUUGUCUUUGGGAAAUUUUAAUACCACAUUUUUUUUUCUUAUUAAUAAUAUUAUCUUGUUAUAGUGCUGUUUUUCCUGUCCUUUUUCUUUUUUUUUGUUCCCUAAUCCUUACAUGGCAACAAUUUUCUAAAUACGCAUUCACCUGCGUGGUGAGCUAAAUUGCCGUAAAGGGAAAUUGAAUGGAAACAAUAACGGGAGUGAAGGAAGUGGUUUUUCCCACAUGUUACCUCUGCUUCUGUCUUUGCAGAAUUUGCAGUAAUUGACCACUUUUAUAAUUGAAUGACUUUGUUGGCCAUUAUUGAGCUCAGAGCUGAUACAUAACUGAUAAUAUAACUAUAGCUUUGGUGAGGGACAACUUGUCGUCUCCCUGCGGCUUUUCAUCUCCACAACAUUAUUUGACUGCUGCACAGAACUGACCCUUUGCUCUUCACCUCUGUAUCUCGUUCGUAUUCAUAUCCUUAAAGGCCAGUGACCCGUAGAGGGAGAUGGAUGAGGAAUCCAUCUUUUUCCCAUAGUUGGUUAGGUGUGUGGAUCCCCAUGGCCUCCCAGUAAUUAUCCAAAGGGGAAAUUGUGCCUUCUGGUCCCGUUUACCACAAAUCUGACUAAUCCUGUUUGCAUCUCAUUUUUAGUCUACGAUCACUCAUUUGGUGCUUAAGUGACUGAAUAUUAUAACAAAAGACAUUUUCUUCUGCAGUGUAUGCCGACAUGCAGCAGAGCCACGCUAGUAUAAAUGUAGAUUGCUUCUUUACAACUUAACUAUCAACCAGGAUUUCAUGCCAUUCUAACCUUUUUUUUUUCAGCACCUUGCAUGACUCAGGAUUUGAAUCUAUUUUUAUUUCUGCUGACACUCUUAACAGAAAAUCUUUUUCACCCUAAAAAGGAGGAAGGAAGUGCCUUUCUUGUGUAGACACAUGGCCGAUGUCAGUGUGACACAAAAAAGCAGCACGUUUUUGUUUGUUCCGGUGUGUUGUAGUAUCUGAAGGCAAAUACUGUAAACAAAAGCAUACUUUCCCUGGUAGUUUCUUUUUUGUGUGUACAUUCCAACCUAUGCUUGCAGAUGCUGGAGCUGCCACUCUUAAAAUUAUUCCCGAAAAACAUUUUACAAAAAAAGCUCUUAAUAAAGACAAUGUUAAAACCAA